GGUGGUCGCUUUAACCCCGAUAAUACCGGGGCCUCUCAACGCAUCAUCGGCACGCCUGCGCGGCCUAUCCAAGCUUAGCAUUGCCUGCACUUGCCUUCCUAGUUGUCAUCUCUGGACGAUUGCAAAAAUCUCGGCAAACAAUACUUUCGAAGACUCCCUCGCCGGUCCUUUCCAUUCUGUCGACGAGCAGCAUUCAUUUUAUCUUUACAUGCUGGGCCAAUUGCGGUAGAUGAGGGAUCCAGAGGGAUUGCAGUCUGUUCUGACUGCGCCGGGACGCUUCCCGCUCGAUUCUGGUUCUCUCCAUCGUUUCGAACCACUCUCGAACCAGCCAUUCUGUGGUGAUGCCGAGGGCUGGGGCCCCGUGAGCUCCCUUCGAUGGGAUCUAACGCCAUGCUUCCUUGAUGUUUGGAUCGUGGGUGUUGCCCUUUGGGGUGUGCUGUUUGGUGCUGGAGCUUUGUGGUAUUUGUUCACCAAACGUAUCGCCCAGGACGUUCCCAAAAACUGGCAUUUCUAUACAAAACUAACCAUUGUCGCUGCCAUAAUCCUUACGACUGCGCUUCAAGCCUCUCUACAGAUCGAACAACUACCUGGUGUGUGGUUUCGAGAUAUCCGGUUCUAUACCUCGAUCGCCACAAUCCUAUCACUCCUGGUCAUCUUCACGGUACAAUACUAUGAGCAUUGGCGGUCGCGGAAUCCAAAUGGCGUUGUGCUGUUUUUCUGGGUCUUCUUUAUUCUAGCUUACACUCUGAAGCUGCGUUCGCUGGUGGCUAGGGAAUCAUACAAGGAUCGCCUGCCAUACUUCGUCACAUUCAACAUCAGUCUUGGGCUGGCGGUGGUGGAGUUUAUUCUUGAGUACCUGGUUUCGAAGAAACAAAGCGUUUACGAUGCGCUGGGAGCAGAUGACGAAUGUCCGUACGAGUAUGCCGAUAUUUUCUCGGUUCUCACCUUUGGUUGGAUGACACCUCUGAUGAAAUUUGGCUACAAGAAUUUUCUUACCCAAGAUGAUUUGUGGAAUCUGCGGAACCGAGAUACUACCAGGGUCACGGGAGACAAGUUGCAGAAAGCUUGGGAAAUCGAGCUGGAGAAGAAGAAACCAAACCUCUGGAUCGCGCUGGCCAGAGCAUUUGGUGGCCCAUAUCUGCGUGGAGCGUUGAUAAAAUCAAUUAGCGACUGUUUGGCAUUUGUCCAGCCGCAAUUGCUUCGACUUCUGAUUACUUUCGUCGAUUCCUAUCGGCCAGGUCGCGAACGCCAGCCAGCGAUCCGGGGAGUGGCCAUUGCGCUGGCAAUGUUUGCGACUUCAAUCUGCCAAACCGCCGCGCUGCAUCAGUACUUUCAGCGCGCUUUCGAGACUGGUAUGCGAAUCAAGUCCUCGUUGACUGCGAUGAUCUAUUCAAAAUCCCUGCGGUUGUCAAAUGAGUCGAGGGCUACAAAAUCCACCGGCGACAUUGUGACAUACAUGAGCGUUGAUCAACAACGGCUCGCUGAUCUCGCUCAAUGGGGUCAACAAUUAUGGUCAGCACCGUUCCAAAUCACCCUGUGUAUGAUUUCGCUCUAUCAAUUAGUGGGAGUUUCCUGCUUGGCCGGGGUUGCUGCAAUGGUCAUCAUGAUUCCUGUCAAUGGCUUUAUUGCGAGAUUCAUGAAGAAGCUCCAACUAUCGCAGAUGAAGUACAAGGAUCGCCGCUCCCGGCUCAUGACAGAGAUUCUCAACAACAUGAAAAGCAUCAAGCUCUACGCAUGGGGCUCCGCAUUCAUGGACAAGUUGAGCCAUGUUCGCAACGAUCUCGAGUUGAACAACCUUCGCAAAAUUGGCGCAGCACAAUCAUUUGCAACAUUCACCUGGUCCUCGACACCCUUUUUUGUCUCAUGUUCGACCUUUGCGGUAUUCGUCUUGGUCAACAAUAGACCUUUGACAACGGACUUGGUGUUUCCGGCCCUGACCUUGUUCAAUCUAUUGACCUUCCCCUUAACAGUCCUCCCUAUGGUCAUCACGAGCAUUAUCGAAGCUUCAGUGGCCGUGGGUAGGUUGACUGCAUUCUUUAUCACAGACGAGCUCCAGGAAGACGCAGUGAGAUUUAUCGACGAGCCCCCAAAACAGGCAGGGGACGCGUCUGUCUCUAUCAAGGAUGCUACUUUCACUUGGGACAAGAAUGCAGGCAAGAAUGUUCUCCAGAAUAUCAACUUCAAUGCCAAUAAGGGAGAACUGACCUGCAUCGUUGGCCGGGUGGGGGCUGGGAAAUCUUCGCUGUUGCAAGCUAUCCUCGGUGAUCUUCACAAAAUCAGUGGCGAUACGGUUGUGAGAGGCCGGAUUGCUUAUGCGGCACAGUCGGCCUGGAUUAUGAAUGCUAGUGUCAAGGAAAACAUUGUUUUUGGGCAUCGAUGGGAUCCUCAUUUCUAUGAGCAGACGGUCAACGCUUGUGCUCUCGUUGAUGAUUUCCGACAACUUCCGGAUGGAGAUCAGACAGAAGUAGGGGAACGUGGCAUAUCCCUAUCUGGUGGCCAAAAAGCUCGACUUUCUUUGGCACGAGCGGUGUACGCAAGGGCAGAUGUCUAUCUCAUGGACGAUGUUCUCUCAGCCGUGGACCAACAUGUCGGACGUCAUUUGAUCAAUAAUGUCCUUGGUCCCAACGGGCUUUUGAAUGGCAAGGCGCGGAUUCUGGCCACCAAUGCAAUCACUGUCCUUAAGGAGGCAGACUAUAUGUACCUGCUCCGUGAUGGGACGAUCCUUGAAAAGGGAACAUACCAACAGCUCAUGGCCAUGCGAGGCGAAGUUGCCACCCUGAUCAAAUCUGCUACCGCCGAAGAAGAGGAAUCCGAAGGAGAACGCAGCCCAAGUAUCGAAGGAAUGGAGUCCGACGACUCCACAACCAUUGUCGGAGCCAACGGCGGCAGCACGCUGGACGAACUUGAUGACGAGGAAGUCGAAGAAUCGCAACAAGAAGUCGGUGGGCUGGUGCCCAUCCACGCCGGCCCCAGUGGUCCCUCGAAGGCCCGCAAAUCCAGCUUCAACACUCUUCGUCGCGCUUCGACGACCAGUUUCCACGGGCCCAUGGGCCGCCUGACAGACGAAGAACAUGGGGGCGCGCAACUGAAAAGUAAACAGACCAAAGAAGUAGCUGAACAAGGCAAAGUCAAAUGGUCAGUCUACACAAGCUAUGCGAAGGAAAGCAAUCUCGUCGCCGUGGGGAUCUAUUUCAUGGCCCUCCUAGCUGCUCAGACGGCACAGGUUGGAGGGAGCUUCUGGCUGAAGAGGUGGUCCGAGAUCAAUGAAUCCCACGGAUCGAAUCCCCAGGUCGGAAAGUACAUUGGCAUUUACUUUGCUUUUGGCAUCGGUGGUGCUGGAUUGGUCGUCAUUCAGACCUUGCUUCUCUGGAUCUUCUGCUCGAUAGAGGCUUCGAGAAAGUUACAUGAUCGCAUGGCAUACGCAAUAUUCCGGUCUCCGAUGAGCUUCUUUGAUACCACUCCAGUGGGACGCAUUCUGAACCGGUUCUCAAGCGACAUCUACCGGGUCGAUGAAGUUAUCGCACGCACCUUCAACAUGCUCUUUGUCAACACUGGUCGCGCACUGUUCACACUCGGCGUCAUUGCUGCUUCGACCCCGAUCUUCCUAAUCCUGGUGGUGCCGCUGGGCUUCGUCUACAUCAUGUACCAAAAAUACUACCUCCGAACCUCGAGAGAGCUGAAACGGCUUGACAGCGUCAGUCGCAGUCCGAUCUAUGCACAUUUUCAGGAGUCGCUGGGUGGCGUCUCCACCAUUCGUGCAUAUCGCCAACAGAGGAGAUUUGCCUUGGAGAACGAGUGGCGCAUGGACGCGAACUUGCGGGCAUACUUUCCCUCGGUUAGCGCCAAUCGUUGGUUGGCCGUCCGCUUGGAAUUCAUCGGGUCUGUCAUUAUCCUUGCAGCUGCCGUCUUUGCCAUCAUCUCGGUGACAACUGGUAGCGGCCUGACGGCCGGGAUGGUUGGCCUCGCGAUGUCAUAUGCCUUGCAGAUUACACAGUCCCUGAACUGGAUUGUCCGCCAGACGGUCGAGGUGGAGACUAAUAUCGUGUCGGUGGAAAGAGUCCUGGAGUAUGCCAACUUGCCCAGUGAAGCUCCUGAUGUCAUUUUCAAGAGCAGACCGAGCAUCGGGUGGCCCGCACAGGGGCAGAUCACCUUCAAGAAUUAUUCGACACGAUAUCGGGAAGGUCUGGACCCCGUCUUGAAGGACAUCAACCUCAACAUCAAAGCUCAUGAAAAGAUUGGGGUGGUCGGCCGCACGGGAGCAGGCAAGAGCUCGCUGACGUUGGCGCUCUUCCGGAUCAUCGAGCCGAUAUCUGGCUCUAUCAGCAUCGACGGGCUCAACACUUCAUCGAUUGGGUUGCUAGAUUUACGGCGACGGCUGGCAAUCAUCCCUCAAGAUGCCGCUUUAUUCGAAGGCACAAUUCGUGACAAUCUGGACCCUCGCCAUGUACAUGAUGACACCGAACUGUGGAGUGUGCUUGAACACGCCCGUCUCAAGGAGCAUGUCUCGAGCAUGCCUGGCCAGUUGAAUGCUGCCAUUCUCGAAGCUGGGUCCAAUCUGAGCCAAGGCCAGCGUCAAUUGGUCUCUCUCGCGCGUGCGCUGCUCACACCCAGCAAUAUCCUGGUCCUGGAUGAGGCAACGGCAGCGGUCGAUGUGGAGACGGACAGAAUGCUUCAGGCCACGCUUCGAAGCACUAUCUUCCAGAACCGCACCAUUAUCACCAUUGCGCAUCGCAUCAACACCAUCCUGGACUCCGAUCGUAUAGUGGUGCUGCAGCAAGGCCGGGUAGCAGAGUUUGACACUCCAGAAGAGUUGAUCAAGAAGCGGGGCCUGUUUUAUGAGCUUGUGCGUGAAGCCGGUUUGCUCGAUGGGUUCGGCAAUGGUGCAGCGGGUGCAAAUCAGCAUUAGCACAGGCGUGAGAGCCUAGCAAACUAAACGCUUCAAGCAAUCAUCAGACGGGGAACGAUUGCUCUUCGUUCCGGCCCCACGGUACCGAUCCCUUAACAUCCCUUCCCGAGUGAUGACGCGCGAUCUCUGGCGACAGAGCAACGCCGUAACUUUGGGUUGAAGGACUGACGGCCCACUUUGAUGGUACACACCACUCUGCCGAUGCGCAGCGUUCGGUGGAGAAGCAGCAUUCACACCAGCCCUGGUCUGGGCGCGAUGAGCAGGUGCCUUCAGGGGGAGGGGGGGG
Molecule: messenger RNA, 5192 nt
Organism: Cladophialophora immunda
Lineage: Eukaryota; Fungi; Ascomycota; Eurotiomycetes; Chaetothyriales; Herpotrichiellaceae
Exons: 9
Coding region: 230-4906 (1558 amino acids)
Biological process (GO): transmembrane transport
Cellular component (GO): membrane
Molecular function (GO): ABC-type transporter activity; ATP hydrolysis activity; ATP binding
Source: RefSeq, a predicted model, not a curated record